Sinocyclocheilus grahami is the source of this 982-nucleotide messenger RNA. RefSeq names its product GTPase IMAP family member 4-like. The transcript is spliced from 3 exons. Bases 182 to 928 code for a protein of 248 amino acids. The record is from RefSeq and is a predicted model, not a curated record. Lineage: Eukaryota; Metazoa; Chordata; Actinopteri; Cypriniformes; Cyprinidae. Gene Ontology annotation, molecular function: GTP binding.
UAGCUUGUUUCGUAGAGCUAACAUAACCUUGAACAUCAGCUUUAGAAACAAAUGUAUCCAGUUAUUUUAAUUUUACUUGAACUUCAAGUGAUGGAGAGAUUGGUUUACAUGUUGGAAGUAAACUGAAAGUAAAGACUGCUAGACUGUUGGUGGAACUAAAUGUACUGUGAAACUCAGAAAGAUGGACUUCGGUGAUGCCCAACAUCUCUCAGAGCUGAAGAUUGUGUUAAUGGGGUAUAGAGCUGCUGGUAAGAGUUCAGCAGGAAACACUAUCCUGGGCAGAGAGGAGUUUGACUUGAAGAGAUCUGCUCAGUGUGUGAGGAGACAUGGAGAAGUAGCAGACAGACACAUCACUGUCAUUGAAGCUCCAGGAUGGUGGAUUGAUGAACCUGUAGAGGAGAGCUCUGAGUUACUGAAACAGGAGAUUUUGCUCAGUGUGUCUCUGUGUCCUCCAGGACCACACGCUGUACUACUGAUCAUACGUGUGGACUACAUGUUUAAAGAGACUGAGAGAAAAGCAGUGCAGGGGUAUCUGGAUCUUCUCGGUGAGAGAGUCUGGAGUCACACUAUAGUGCUGUUCACUCAAGGAGACUCUCUGUCAGACACAUCUAUAGAGCAGCACAUUGAGAGUGAAGGGCAGGAUCUCCAGUGGCUGCUGGACAAAUGUGGGAACAGGUAUCAUGUUCUCAACAAUCAGAACAGGAGUGACCACACUCAGAUCAAGGAGCUGCUGGAGAAGAUUGAGGAGACAGUGGCACAAAACAACGGCUGUCAUUUGGAAAUAGACAGAAAGAUUUUACUAGAGAUGAAAGAGAGAAGAAGAGCAGAGGAAGAGAGAGCAAAAGAACGAAUGAAGUGGAUGAAAAAACAAAAAGACGACAUCAGAUCACAGAUGAGUGAGUCUAAAAUGUACUUUUUAUGGAACUAGAGACAACAACAGCACAGAAAUCUAAGUAAGGUCCUAUGGACUGUAUGUACACUA